GUCCAAGGCUCCAGCGGAGAGCUUCGGCGGACACCUGCAGGUUCCAGCUUCGAAGGUUUCUAUUUUUCUACAAGCUUUGCUGUAUCAGGAAAUGGAAACUUGGCACAGAUUCAGCAGAGAAGAGUGAGGGAGGGGAGGAGAGUUGGGCCAGUCUCUGGGGCUCCUCCUACCAAAUUCUCUCUCAGUUUCGACUGCCUCAACAACUCCUGCAGCUUCGGGCUCAGUAUAGGCAGCAGCGUGCUCCAGGCUCCACGCGUUCCAGGCUCCCGGUGCUCCAGGCUUCCCGCGUUCCAGGAUCCCCGCGUUCCAGGCUCGCAGUGCUACAGACUUUCUUCGCCAUGAACACCAACCAGACACUCCCCCUGGGGCAAAUCAAUCACGCUUUUCCAACUCCCAAGUAUGAGCCACUCUCCGAGGAGCUAGAUCCACGGAAGCCGGGGCAGGAUCCAGCCUCUACUGUCAUCAGUGUCCACUCCUAUGAGCCUCCCGCGAAGGAUUUCUUAGUUUGGUCGGUGUUCAACACGUUGUACAUGAACUUUUGCUGCCUAGGUUUUAUGGCGCUGGUCUUUUCAGUAAAGGCCCGGGACCGGAAAGUGGUGGGUGACCUAAAUGGGGCCCGGAGCUAUGGAUCCACAGCCAAGUGUCUCAACAUCUUCGCUCUGAUCUUCUCUCUUCUGCUGAUCGUUCUGUUCAUCAUCCUGUUCGUCACCGGCAUGAUAGUUUGAAUUUCAUCCUUGGAAAACUACUUCCCUUGAGCAUUUAUUUAUUGAGGAAUGGCGCUUAUUUUAAAAAGUGGAGUCAUUUCCCCAUAUAUCUGGCAAAUGAGAUCUUUAUCAGAGACGCUCAUUGCAAAGAUUUUCCCCCAGUUAUCCAUUUCCAUCCUAAUUUUAACUACAUUAGAUUUAUUUGGAAAAUAAACUUCCUAAUUUCAUGUGAUCAGAAGUAUCCAUUUUACCUUAUGGUCUUCUUUAUGUCUUGUCGGGUUUCAUGGAGGGCAGCAAGAGCCUGACAACCAGUACCUAAUGCUGUCAUUUCCUGGGACAGUGGUAAUGCCCCAUCUUUGUGGACACUAAGGUGGUCACUCAGGUUAUCAAUGGUGCCAACCAACUGCAUCUGGCUGGCAGGGAUAGCAGUUUCCCCAAACUUGUGGCCUCCCAGGACGGCUUUCCAUGUUGCCUAGCGUCUUCUAAUUUGAAUGGGGGUGUGAGAAAUAAUUCAUUUGGAACCCUACUCUAUUCCAGCCAGUUUGAUAUUAUUACGGAAAUCAUAUAGAAAUAGAUAGGUUCUUCUAGUGGGCCUUAAACUUGAACGUAAUGUUUACUACCUGUGUCCCAAGUUAUGAGGCUCACUGGGGCAACCACAACAGUGAUGACAAAGACAUCUCCAUCCUGUUUCGCUCAAAUUCUAGGCCCAAGCGCAGCAUGGGUGGGGGUCCCCCGACUUAUUUUUGUACCUCCGGACUAUUCUCUUUUGUUCAACAUGAGCAAGUAACCUUCUAAGGACCAUUCAGUCCCUGGAGAUGCCCCACUCUUCACCCAACCUGUGACUUCUCUGCUUUUAUAUGUCAUUUUUGGCUAUUGAGAGAAAGGUCUAUCGACCAAUGAGAUUUUGCAUUCUGUAUUCUGCCAUGCCUCUUUCAUAUUUGGGUAUCAAACCCUAAAAUAACAAGGUCCUAGAAAAAGAGGGCAUCUCAGAUCAGAAGGAAGAUCUGAGGUCCACUUCAUUAGAUGGGACUUCGGACCCUUCAAUAAAGUGCCUUGGCUCAGAACUCUGCCUUAGUCUCUUUGUAGUUUGAACCAUUUUCAUCCCCAUAUGUUCUGGAAUCCUUCUUUUCUUCUGGUUUUGUGUUCUUUGUCACCCUACUAGCUUUUUUAUAAAAAAUAAAAUAAAACUCACAACAAAAUCCUACAA
Trichosurus vulpecula (common brushtail) is the source of this 1911-nucleotide messenger RNA. RefSeq names its product dispanin subfamily A member 2b-like. The record is from RefSeq and is a predicted model, not a curated record. Lineage: Eukaryota; Metazoa; Chordata; Mammalia; Diprotodontia; Phalangeridae. Bases 339 to 725 code for a protein of 128 amino acids. The transcript has 2 exons. Gene Ontology annotation, cellular component: plasma membrane. Gene Ontology annotation, biological process: type I interferon-mediated signaling pathway; response to interferon-alpha; response to type II interferon.